Molecule: messenger RNA, 501 nt
Organism: Galeopterus variegatus (Sunda flying lemur)
Lineage: Eukaryota; Metazoa; Chordata; Mammalia; Dermoptera; Cynocephalidae
Product: disintegrin and metalloproteinase domain-containing protein 2-like
Exons: 5
Source: RefSeq, a predicted model, not a curated record
UGCCGCCGUGCCCGCCGCCGCUAUCUCCCGGCCUUACUAGCGCGGUUCUUACGGCGGCGGCGGCGGCCAUGGCGGCGACUGGAGUCGCAACGCGGAGGACGACGUGGCGGCGGUGCUGUUCGUGCUGCUGGCGCUUGUGCUGACCGGCGUCUGCGGAGACUCCUCGACCGACGGUGGAGGACUAAUCUGCACACGCUGUUGUUCAUGUCAUGGUUGGCGCCGCUGGUCUGCUGUUUCGUCCUGGUCAUCGCCUGUCAGCCUGAAGAGCGUUCUGCAGUGUCCUCACAAGAUUCUGAAAGGCUACAUGUACAAAUCACAGUUCCGGAGAAAAUACGGUCAAUAGCAAGUGGAGGACGUGAAUCACAUGUGUCCUACAACAUUGUAAUUGAAGGGAAAACAUAUACUGUGAACCUAAUGCGAACAACAUUUUUACCUCAUAAUUUUAGAGUUUAUGGCUAUAAUGGCACAGGAAUUAUGAGACCUCUUCAACAACAGUUUCAG